AUGGCCGAGCUAGAACGGCAAGCUUCACUCUCUGAGUCACCUCCCGAGCCGGAUCAAGUUGCUGAGGCAGAACCUACACGUCGCUCAAUCACCUCAUCCGCAUUGACGUCUUUACUACCAAUAGCUGCAGCAUCGGGUAUCGUUCGCCCCAACUACGACAUACCGAAGAUUUCAUUCUUCUCGCCGUCCGGCAAUCUUAUCCAGCCAGAGGGUAGUUCGACGCCAGGCACUACGAGCGCUUCGGACUUCAGCGGCUCACCCACUGCAACCACAUCGUACUACGAUAACAAAACCACACCUGCGACCUAUCGUGCGUUCCCGACAACGACAUGCCUGCCACCCCCAAGGCCCUCUUUGAGGCCAAUGACCACCCCACCCACAUCGUCGGUUCCGCUCCCUAUGCACCUACGUUUCCAUCACAACUACAGACGCCCUGAGCAGUCGCAGAUCGACUCUACGGUUGGCUCCACAGACUCAUUCAUCUUGCCUGCACCGUUAGUUCAAGGCUGCGACGGAAUAGCGCAAACCGAAAGUCCUGCGCCUUACUCCAGACCUCGUCAUUCGUACGAGAAGCCGAAGGUACGCCCGCGCUACAAACCUCGCAGAUCAGCUCGAUCAUUCGCCGAGGACCUCAAAUACGAGGCGAGCUACCACAGAGCCCGAUUGAUCACGGCCAUCAUCGCAAGUUGCACCUCGUCUGGAAAAGGAAGGGUCCUUCGCAAGCGAAAGGCUGCGAACCGUAGAGCCGCAGCAACCGCAUACGUUAGCAUGCCCCGGAGCUGCGCAGGUGAGGCUACAAUCAGGUCCAGAAAGAAACGGAUACACCCCCGUCAACCCACAGCUCGGCGCGACGUAGGGGUCCUCGGACCGCUUGCCGGGCACAUACUACGGAUUUGCUUCUGCCAGCCAUACGACGGCGCCGGCAAGACGACAGCCAGCGGCGCUACCAACAAGACCUGCAUCAGCAAGAGCAGCAGCAAUCACACAAGGAACACUCGCAGCGUAUCGAAGAAGGAAAGCCCUCGCUCCAACGCAAACGACGUCGACGUGGAUGCAGCCUUACCCAACGCGCGGGUCGUGACCGGAACCGAACGGAAGGUCAGCAACACCGUACGCCAGCGCACCACGGUCCGCAAGGAGAAGAGACACUCGUCCACCGGCACCAGUCACCACUCCAGAACGCGCAGUGACAGUGCCGUCAGCGUGGGUGUGGCACCCAGCACCGCUACCGCGCGUGGCUAA
This is a messenger RNA of Alternaria ventricosa, 1242 nucleotides long. RefSeq lists its product as uncharacterized. The transcript has a single exon. Lineage: Eukaryota; Fungi; Ascomycota; Dothideomycetes; Pleosporales; Pleosporaceae. The coding region runs from base 1 to 1242 and encodes 413 amino acids. The record is from RefSeq and is a predicted model, not a curated record.